AUGCUCCCGGCGUACUUCGCCAUCCGGGCGUUCAACAUCGAGCUGGCCAGAAUCCCCGACGUCGUAUCAAUGCCUCAAAUCGGAGCGAUGAGGAUGCAAUUCUGGAGAGACACCAUCGACAAGAGCUUCAAGCUCACUCCGCCGUCGGAGCCCGUGGCCAUCCUGAUCGCGUCCUACCUCAAGCAAGGCCACAAGCUCAACAAGACGUGGUUCCAACGCAUCAUUACCGCCCGAGACCGCAAGUUGACGCAUCCGGGAUUCACCAAUCUGUCCGAGCUCGAAUCUUACGCCGAGUCAACAUACUCGACGCUCCUUUACCUGACGCUCUCGGCACUACCCCUGAAGUCGGUGGAGGUGGACCACCUGGCAUCUCACGUCGGGAAAGCCGCAGGCAUCGCUGCCGUUCUCCGUGGUGUCCCACUACUUGCAUUUCCCCCUCCACCCAAUACACACUCGGUCAACCCACCUCAAAUGGGUGGCGGCACGCGAGAGCGACAAGGCGUGGUUACCCUCCCUCUGGACGUCAUGUCCCAAUGCGGCGUCCAAGAAGAGGACAUAUUUCGGAAUGGCGCGAACGCUGUCGGUGUCCGCGAUGCCGUCUUCACGGUCGCCACUCGCGCAUCCGACCAUCUCAUAACGGCCCGCGAGUUGCUCAAGAACCUCCAACAAUACCGCGAUCCGGGCCACGAAUUCGAGCACAUGUACGACGAAGGGCACGGAUACACCAAGUACGACAUUGGCGAGCGCACGUCGGCGGAACGGCGGAAAGAAGACAUCGACAAGGGGUUUGGCAUCGUAAUGGGGCCAGCCGUCAGCGCACAAUUGUGGCUGGACCGGCUGCAGAAGGUCGACUUUGACAUUUUCCACCCUGACCUGAGACGUGUCGAGUGGAAGCUGCCGUUCGUGGCGUGGUUGCGGAACAGGCGUGGCAAGCUCUGA
This is a messenger RNA of Cladophialophora yegresii CBS 114405, 939 nucleotides long. RefSeq lists its product as uncharacterized. Lineage: Eukaryota; Fungi; Ascomycota; Eurotiomycetes; Chaetothyriales; Herpotrichiellaceae. Gene Ontology annotation, biological process: biosynthetic process; mitochondrial respiratory chain complex I assembly. Gene Ontology annotation, cellular component: mitochondrion. The record is from RefSeq and is a predicted model, not a curated record. Bases 1 to 939 code for a protein of 312 amino acids. The transcript has a single exon.